CAAUCUCAUGUACCAGAAGUACGUUGCCGAGUUGGACACGAUUACGCCUGAGCAGGUGGAAUGGCAGCCAUAUGGCGCCGAUGACAGACUUGGGUACACCCCGGAGUUUACCAUCAACCCGAUGUGCUUGCGGGAUAGGGAUCUCUGGCGUAUGCGGUGCCCACUGAUAUGCAACUGGGCUGUUGAGUUUCAUUUGCCACAUCGCGUGUCUCGUCAGUUUGGUCUGUUCCAGCCUCACCCGCCGGAAUGGGUGGAUACGGACAAAGCACUUCAUAGGUUGGACAGGAGAAGGCAGCGGAAGAUAAAGGACUGGGACAAGCAUCACGCUUCGUAUGUUACUGUUGGAAAUAUGCCCUAG
Molecule: messenger RNA, 358 nt
Organism: Triticum dicoccoides
Lineage: Eukaryota; Viridiplantae; Streptophyta; Magnoliopsida; Poales; Poaceae
Product: serine/threonine-protein phosphatase 7 long form homolog
Exons: 3
Coding region: 8-358 (116 amino acids)
Biological process (GO): meristem development; meristem maintenance
Source: RefSeq, a predicted model, not a curated record